ACUUUGAAUAUGUCGGGGAUUGCCCUCAGCCGACUUGCCCAGGAAAGGAAAGCUUGGAGGAAGGACCACCCUUUUGGCUUUGUGCCUGUCUCAACAAAGACCCCUGAUGGCACGAUGAACCUGAUGAAUUGGGAGUGCGCUAUCCCUGGAAAGAAGGGGACUCCAUGGGAAGGAGGCUUGUUCAAACUGCGGAUGCUUUUCAAAGAUGACUAUCCGUUCUCGCUACCAAAAUGUAAAUUUGAGCCACCACUGUUUCACCCAAACAUGUAUCCUUCUGGCACAGUGUGCCUGUCCAUCCUGGAGGAAGACAAGGACUGGAGGCCAGCUAUCAUGAUCAAACAGAUCUUAUUAGGAAUACAAGAACUUCUUAAUGAACCAAAUAUCCAAGACCCAGCUCAAGCAGAGGCCUACACAAUUUACUGCCAAAACAGAGUGGAGUAUGAGAAAAGGGUUCGAGCACAAGCGAAGAAGUUUGCCCCCUCAUAA
This is a messenger RNA of Microtus oregoni (creeping vole), 486 nucleotides long. RefSeq names its product SUMO-conjugating enzyme UBC9-like. NCBI's taxonomy places the organism in Eukaryota, Metazoa, Chordata, Mammalia, Rodentia, Cricetidae. The transcript has a single exon. Gene Ontology annotation, molecular function: SUMO conjugating enzyme activity. Gene Ontology annotation, cellular component: nucleus. The record is from RefSeq and is a predicted model, not a curated record. The coding region runs from base 10 to 486 and encodes 158 amino acids. Gene Ontology annotation, biological process: protein sumoylation.